Messenger RNA from Electrophorus electricus (electric eel), 6310 nucleotides. Lineage: Eukaryota; Metazoa; Chordata; Actinopteri; Gymnotiformes; Gymnotidae. The record is from RefSeq and is a predicted model, not a curated record.
GAUGGCGUCUUAUAUGUCAUGAAGACCACACAGACGAAUGCUUUCGAAUUAUAAUAUUACGGGAAAUGCCAUCUAAUACGGAAACCAACUAAACCAGAUUUACACAAUAGAAAUUAGAAGAACAAUAGCCACGUUCGUCUAAUCAGUUUUCUUCAUUUUGAUCGUUUUUGUGGAUUUUUGACAAUUUUUAAAUUAAAUACCUAAAUUAUUAAUAUGGGUAUUUCAUACCAUUAAGUUAUAUUAAAAACCGUUUUGAUGUUAUAAAAAUAUUUGAUUUUAAGAGCACGCUGAAAGACGUGGAGCUGGGUAAGGAGAGAGGGUCACAGAACACACUGAAUGGCACGAAACACACUGUAUUGCGCCUUGAUAACUAGAUAAUUGUUAUCUAGCCAGUCAUUUGGCAACCACUAAAAGUCCUGGCAGCUGUAGUCGGCUAUUUAAACAUUGAAAGCCGACGAAGGUUUUCUUUUUUUUCUUUUUUUUUCUUUUUUUUUGGAACUCAUGUAAACGUGCCAAGCACAGGGACAAGAAACGAAGGCAAGAAAAGGCUAGCCUUGCACAGUCAGGAGAAAGAAACAAGGAAGCAAUCCUAUUCCUGUCUCCACACAGCUAACGUAGUGCAAGCCAACAUCACGGCGAGCUGGCUUUCUAAUGCGCGACCAAGCAGUAUGCGACUCGGCACUAAGAGUUGAAUGCAGAGGGGAUGUCUGGCAGUAAGGCUCUGGGAGGGGCCCGGCGGCGGCGCACCCGCUGCCGACGCUGUCAGGCCUGCAUGCGCACUGAGUGUGGAGAGUGCCACUUCUGUAAGGACAUGAAGAAAUUUGGAGGCCCGGGCCGUAUGAAGCAGUCCUGCCUGCUCCGACAGUGCACAGCGCCUGUGCUUCCUCAUACGGCCGUGUGUUUUGCGUGUGGAGAGGCAGGGAAGGAGGACACAGUGGAGUCAGAGGAAGAGAAGUUCAGCCUCUCUCUGAUGGAGUGCACCAUCUGCAACGAGAUCAUCCACCCCAGCUGCCUUAAGAUGGGUAAGGCGGAAGGCAUCAUCAAUGACGAGAUCCCCAAUUGCUGGGAAUGUCCCAAGUGUCACAAAGAGGGCAAGACGAGCAAGGACGGUGACGGUUUGGGAAAGAGACGGUUGGACAACGGCGAGGUGGGACGGUGGAAGCUCACGGACGACCCGCCGCCCAGCAAGAAGAAGCCACCUUCCAUUGAUGACCCACGGCAAGAUGGGCACAGACGCAAGAAGGAGAAGGAGCUGCCGCAGGACAGCGCCACCAAGAAGAAGAUGAAAGGUGCUCGUGAAAAGCAUCUGAAAAAGAAGCAGAAGCCUAACUCUUCAGACUCAACCGAGACAAAUGGGCCCAAUGCAUCAGGUGGGGGCCCGGGCUCAGGUGGGGGCCUGGGCUCAGGUGGAGGCCCCAUGGCAGUACAACCUCCAACCUCUGCCUCUAGUCAAGACCAACGCUCGCACCACCGGGAGAAACUCGAGCGCUUCAAGCGCAUGUGCCAGCUCUUGGAGCGUGCCCGCGACUCUUCCUCCUCCUCUUCCUCCAGCUCGGAGUCGGACUCUGACUCGGACUCUGAAUCAGGCUCACCGGCGGCUGCGGCAGCAUCCGAGCCUUCAUCCCCAGCAACGGCGUACAGCACCAGCAGCGUCCGCGAUCGUGAACGUGAACGCAACCGGCGUCUGGCCGAGCUUGGCUUCAGCGCCAGUGAUGACUCUGAAGGUGAUGGGGCAGUGGGGGAGCAGGAGCGGGAGGCACCCGAGGACCCGCAGCAACGUCGCAGGAGUGACAGCACCCCCCGUGGACGGAAGGCAGCUAUGGCAACAGAGGCAGAAGACGAGGACGGGCCAGGGGAGAGGGGCAGGAAGCCAGCGCCGCUGCCCCCGCCUUCACCGCUGUCCUCUACCCAGCAGCAGCUUCCAGCUGGCCACACCCACCAGCCGGCCCACGAGAGCGUGCCCAAGCGCAGCAAUGGGCAGGAGGCACGGAAUGGGCGGACCAGGGCUGGCGGGCGUGAAACGCAGGAGAAGGAGAACGCUAACAGCAGCGGUGUCACCAACAACCGCCACGCAGCUGGGAAGGCUGGCCGUGCAGGGAAGAUCCGACCUGGAUCAAGAUCCAUGGGGCCAUCCAGCAGGAGUGGUCCUCCGGCCACGGGCACAACCAAUGGGGGUGGUGGUGCAUUGCUGCCCAACCCGGCCAGCGGCUUGCCCACAUCCUGCCCAUCACGCCUGGCAGCUGCACAACUGGUGAAGCGGGGCCCGGCGGCUGUGCCCUCUCCACCCAGACCUGUGCAGAUGGAGCGGCACCUGGUGCGUCCCCCACCUGCCUGCCCCGAGCCCCACUGCUUGCCACUCGACAGUGGCGCCUCCCACGUCCUGCCUCGUGACGUCUGGCUGCGCGUCUUUCAGCAUCUCAACCAGCGGCAGCUGUGCGUGUGCAUGCGUGUCUGCCGGACCUGGAGUCGAUGGUGCUGCGAUAAGAGAUUGUGGACUCAGAUUGACUUGAGUCGUCAGAGGUCUAUCACCCCUCCAAUGCUUAGUGGUAUAAUCCGUCGACAGCCUGUCUCUCUCAAUCUGGGCUAUACCAAUAUCUCUAAGAAACAGCUUAUGUGGCUCAUCAAUCGCUUACAAGGUCUGCUGGAGUUGAAUCUCUCUGGCUGCCCCUGGUUGUCCGUAUCGGCGCUGUGCCAGACCGUCUGUCCAUGUCUUCGUAUGCUGGACCUCAGCCGUGUUGAAGACCUCAAAGAUUCACACCUGAAAGAGCUGCUGGCCCCUCCCACAACUGACACACGCACAGGAGAGAACCGAGGGGGGCGUUUCCAGAAUGUCAGCGAGCUGCGGUUGGCUGGCCUGGAGGUGACGGAUGCUGCAUCCCGGCUGCUUGUUCGCUACCUGCCUCACCUGACCAAGCUGGACCUCAGUCAGUGUGGCCAGAUCACAGACCAGACCAUACAUACACUGACCUCCCCAAUCUCGCCACUGAGAGAGAGCCUCACGCACGUCAACCUGGCAGGCUGUUUGAAGGUGACGGAGCAGUGUCUGCCCAUGCUGCGGCGCUGCCUGUCUCUGCGAAGCGUGGACCUGCGCUCCUGUGGCCUCCUGUCCCCUGAAGCCUGCCAGCUCCACUCCUUUCCCUCUCCAGAUGACAGACUGCUGCUGAAGAACAGCUAAGGCCCCCCGGCCACCACACUACAGGAGCUGGGAGAGCCCCGCACUGCAGUGGAGGGACCCAUGUACACGAAGGGCCGCAGUCAUACCACCGUUUAACUGCAGUUUUUUUUUUUUUUUCCUCCCUGGAUCAACUAUUUGUGAAUGGACUUAAGGACAUAAGAAACAAAAACAACAAGCAUGUACAUAUUCCGUAUCAGUGGUGUGUGUGUGUGCGCGUGUGUGGGGAUGGAUGUGUAUAUAAAUGUGCUUUACUGUAAAAUAAUCUGAUCGUCUGCUCAGCAGCCCACCCCAGCCUCCAGUCUGUGCUGACACACCCCCCUUCCCCUACCCCUGGCCAGCAUCCACUCACCUUGGCUCACCUGCAUGCAGGUAGGCCCCCAGGGGUCCUACGGAGAAGCUGGCUCUGCUCUCUGGCAUAUUUGCACUACGCAGUGGGUGGCCCCCCAGUGUACGCGCAGGACUGCAAAGAAUGUAUCCACCGCUGGAAAGCUUCUUCCAAAACCAAACCACAGUCACAGACUGAUGCCACCAGGUUGGGCUGGUGUGUGUGUGUGUGUGUGUGUGUGCGCGCGUGUGCGUGUGUGUACGCGCGUAAGAAAUUCUGUGUGCAAGAUGUAAACAGUGUUAAUGUAUCUAUUUCCAAGUGGGGGUGGGAGGCCCAUUGUCUUGUCUCUCUGACAGGUCAUCGCCAAACAGUAGCCUGAGCCUGAGGGGGUGGAGUAAUUUUUGGGUGGGAUUAGCCGCUUUCUCCCUAAGACUGAGGGGGUGGAGAUAUUUUUUGGGUGGGGUUAACCCCUUUCUCCUUGAGCCUAAGGGGGUGUGUGUAUGUGCGUGCGUGCAUGUCAGAGGGUGGUGUGGGGGCUGUUAUCCCCUCUCUCCAGCCUCUGACUGUCUUUGCCAUUCACAUUACUCCUGCUUUCCAGCUGCCAUCUUUAGCCCCGCCCCUCUUUUCUUUAUCCUCCCUCCCCUGCUACCGCUGCCCCUUGUGGUAUGUGUGUGUGCGCGCGUGUGCUGUCUGUAUGUUUCCUUCUGUGCGUGCAGCACAGGAGGUAUGUGUGGAACCGCCCUGUUGGACUGCUUGGCUUUUCCCCACCCUGAACCGCUACAGUACUGUACCACAGUAUCGCCAGUCCAGUGCCACACACAUGCAACCAAGCUUUGCCAAGACUACUUAACUAUACUCUGUUCUCCCACACGGCAUUAUAACCCAGCCAGUCAGGGCAGAGCAACACUCAGACAGCCAAGGCGGGGAUGUAAACAGGCAUGUAAACAAAGGACCUUCCUGGCUCUGCCCACUGCUGCUUCUUUUUUUUUUUUUUUACCACCACCACACUGAGAAGAAACGCCUGCGUCUGACCCAGGUGAGCCAGCGUCCGCAUCGGCUGCCGGGGGAAGCGUGUUAUGUGCACCGUGUUCCAGUUUGUGCUCCACCUUGCCCGUUUUCAGGAUUUACAAAAUGUUUUCUUUGAAUGGUCGUGUUGGGGCAGGUACUCGAAGCUGCUAACCCUCUGAACUAAAAUCCCCACAUCACAUUGAGUCUCAGUCCAGCACUCCUGAAUCAUUUCUCUCUCUUUAUCUGGCCAGUGCAGGGGAAGAAGUUCUACAGCUGACGGUCUCCCAAAAACGCAGAGCUGCUCAAAUGGCCCCCGCAGCAUACAAGCUGACUGAGAUGUUUGGUUGCACUGUUCCAAAGCCUGUUCAGCAUUGUUGCAGACACAUGCUCACUUAAUGGAAAAAGGGAGGUCAGCAUUCAGACAUCUGUUCUUUUAGCUGCUCAUAUGCCACCUGGUUAGUCCUUAAUUUGAUUUUAAAUGUCUUAAAGUUUCUUUAAGCCCAUUGUGACAAGUAUUUGGAAAUUUUUACAGCCAUGACAAAAGAAUUUGACUGUUAGAGGUAAAGGAGGAUUUCCUUGGCCCAAGCAGUCUGGAGAGAGCCGAAGGUUAUAACACCAAUUUGCAUAAAAGAUUCAACAGUGUUUGAAGGGCUUCCUUUUUUGUUAUCAUUUGUUUUUUUUUUUAAUAUCUGAUUUGCCAAAUGCCACUGCGUUGACUUUGAGAUCCAGCUGGCACUGAUGACCCAGUGUCUGGAGCCAGAUAUGCUGUCUAUAGAUCCCAAACAAGCAGGCACAGGGUGAGUUCAGGUCUUUUGGUGAAUCCUGAUGGCUCAGGCAUUGGUUUGCCAUGGCGUGUGUUUGAGUUGGUGGAGGGAGUCGUGUCAUUCGUUGUCUGGGCUGUCAGGUGUGUCCCAAGGCCCAGGGCUGUGAUGAAUGCCCUCAAAGAGCUGAGCCACGUGUCGGGGCGUGGGGAUGAAUGACACAUCUUGCUAGCCAAGCUGAUGCCUAUCUAGAUCUCCCAUUGGCUGGCACUGCAGAACAUAGUGCUGCAUUCUCUUACACGAUUCAGCAACUUCCUUUCUGAAGGACUUUGUUUAGGUCAAUCAUGCAACACUCUCUUGAAAGGGAACAGCUUAAAAAAAAAAAGCAUGUGGUGGGGGGGUGAGGGGGUAUGCACUGUUGGCUCUUAAAGCUCCUGUCCCUAGCAGUGGCAUUUAAUUUGAGUUAAUGGUCGAACCAAAUAUUGUGACGAUCGUUAUAAACCUCUUUAGACUCCAUGAUUGAGCAUGGAUGUCUUGCCGCUGUUUGGUCAUAUUUUUCAGGUCAGGGUCUCUGAGAUGAGACAUUUGAACACCCAUUUGAAAUUCAUGCACAAUACACUAUUUUUGCAUAUCAAGUAUUGAGCCAUCUGGUAUCAGCAUGUCAGGAGAAAAUUUAAAUUGGAACUGAACUGUCCUUCCACAAUAUCAAGUUUGUAAUUGUGUAUUGAAUACAAUGCCAGGUUUUGGCUACCCUCAGCCUGGCUGUAAUCAUCUUCCUCUAUAUGCCGAACAUUGUCUGAACCACACUGUAAGGCACAGGGUUGGACUAAUAUGAUCUAUUGCCAAAUUCCUGUUUUCUUUGUUCAGGGGCAUUUUUAUCCAUUUAUUUCCUUUUCUUUGUUUUCUCAUUCUUUUUUUCCAUUGUUUCGAUCAAAGUGAGGACAAAAAAAAUGAGAAAAAAGAAAAACCUCAUGGCAGCUACUUUAAGAGUGACUACUGUAAAAUGACUAACUAAAAUAAAGACAAUGGGGUUUGUUUUUA